Paramecium sonneborni is the source of this 1313-nucleotide messenger RNA. The record is from the annotation of a GenBank genome assembly. Lineage: Eukaryota; Ciliophora; Oligohymenophorea; Peniculida; Parameciidae.
AUGUUGACUUUCUUAUUGUUAUAAAUAGUAAGUUCGAUGCCUAUUUAUGGAAAUUUCUCUUAAUAUUACUAUUAUGUUGAAUUGUAGGACAAAAAAUGGAUUUUAGAUUAAAAUUUUGAUGCUGCAAUAGAAUUUGCAUCUGAUUCUAAGCUCAAAGAAAUAUAUUAAGAAUCACAAAUAGAUCGUGGAAUAUGUAAUCCUAUUAAAUUAGAUAAUUAUACUGUUCAAGCUUAAAGAUUUAUAUUUAUAUAGACUCUAUUUCUAGAUAAAAAUAUUAAAAAUUAAACUAAAGAUGAUAAAUAAUAAAUAAAUGAGGAUUAAUAAACACAAAAUAAUGAGAAUUAAUAAACUUAAGAUGAUAAAUAAUAGUAAAUAAAUGAGAAUUAAUAAACUUAAGAUAAUGAGAAUUAAUAAAUCAAUGAGAAUUAAUAAACUUAAGAUGAUAAAUAAUAAAUCAAUGAGAAUUAAUUAUAAAUUGGAAAUUUUACAAUAAAAAAAACAUGGGCUAGAAACUAUUCUUAACUUUAGGAAAUAAAUAAUUAUUUAGGUCUAAGUAAAAUAGUAAAAAAUUCAUCUAGUGAUCUAAAACUUAAAUUAUGUUUGGCUCAAAAUGGAGGAUAUAUGAAGAUCGGAAAUUUUCCAAAAGGAGAUGAAUAUAUUUAGAUUAAAUAAAAUUGCAUCUAAAAUCUUCAAUGUCUAAUUAACUUACAAUGGAUAGAAAUUAAAUACUCAACAAUGAUGGGACUUAACCUUAUUAAGGCCGAAAUAGAUUUAUCAAGUUCUUAUGUUUAUUUUCCACCAAAUAUAUAUUCAGAAGUUAUGUAGAAAUUAUAUUGUUAAGGAUAUUUUUGCCCUAAAAGGAAUGACAAAAAUGGAUUAGUAUGUUAUGAUAACAAUGAUGAUAAUCUAGAAACAUUUUAUGAUAGAUUUGAAAAGAUUAAAUUUAAGUUUGAGGGAGAAAAUAGUUUCAUUUGGUUUCCAUAAGAUUAUUUAGUAACUAAUGAUGAUAAGACAUUUUGUUUCCCAAUAAAAAGAGAAAGUAUUUAGAUAUAUAUUUUCAUAAGCUUCUUAGAUAAUCUUAGGUUAACCAUUUAUGAGAAAUAAAGAAUUUAUUUUUGGAAAUAAAUCAUUAAUAAUCAAUUAUCAAAAUUGUUCUUUAGAAACAAGCCUUGAUGAAACAACGAAAAAUUUAUUUUAAAUAGAAUAAAAUAAAUUAGAAAGAUUACCCUUAGGAAUAGCAAUACUUAUUUCUACAUUAAUUAUAACUUACAUUCUUUUUAAGAAAAAGUUAAGGAAUACAAAUUAAUAAUUGA